AUGCGUUCCAGAAUUCAGCUGAAGGUUGUUACAGAACAGAUGAAAUAUUUGGAAGAACAAAUGCAAUUUAUGGAGCCUGUAAUUGGCGUGAUGAAAAAUGCAUUAGAAAAAAGUAAGAGGUGGGUAGCAGAUACAAAUGACAACCCGUCUAUCACAUACACAGAGCUUUGUCAGGAACUUGCUUCAGCGACAACGGCCUUGUUGGAUGUAGCUUCAAACAUUUUAAGCGAAAAUGAAGAGCUUGUCGAUGUUGACGGUAGAACGCCAUCUUUAGCUCAGGCUACUCUAGAGCCUACAAAAACAGAGAAACCUGACCAAAGUGAAUCAACAAUUCAACACAGUUUGAUGUACAAACUCCUACAGCAAAGAUUGAUGCCAAUUGACAAACUGAUUCAAAUCUUUAACCAGAACUUGGAAACAAGGGAAAAAAGAAUAACAAAGCUGGAAAAUAUUGAAGAUACUAUUUCAAAAUUGUCCAAAGAUUUAAAUCUGACAGAGUCGCGGGUAUGUAACAGAUAUGUUUGUUAUGUAAGGCUUGCUGAUCCCACACCUGUCAGUAUCGAAUCAAUUAUUUCAACAUUUGAUGAAGUACUUGAAUAUAACGGUCAACAUUUUAAUCAAACAACAGGAACAUUUGUAUCACCACAUGAUGGUUUAUAUCUUGUCUGUGUCACUCUACAUGAAUGGGAAGGGCAACUAAUUGGAGUUAGUGUAAUGGCUGGAGACAUGUGUUGUAAGUCUAUAGAAGUGAAAUGUGCUUACACUAGCGCUGCUGGGUCAGUGGUUGUUGACAUGAAGAAAGGUCAAGAACUUUACCUUAGAGUGUAUCACGCAGAACAAGGCGCUAAUUUAUCCUACUACAGUAGUUUUACUAUCGUUAGUUUAUAGAAGUACAACACAAAACAUGGUGGAUGGUAAAUUCUCAAAGCAAUAAGAUAUGUAACCAACAUAUGAAACACACGCUAACAACUAAUUAUGAAUGUAGACUACAUGUUUACAUAAACUAUAAAGGUUUAUAUGUUAUUUGUUUAGUCAUCAUUACACAGUUCCAUCUAAUUCAAUGCCAUCAUCAUCUUCUCUGUAUGUGAGCUCUAGGUGUAUGAUUAAAAUAUUUUGUUUAAUUUGCAUACCUACAAUUUAUGUGUUAAGAUGAACGUAUUGUUCUUGUUGAAUAUGUAAUUAAAAUCUAGAACUUUGACACAAUAAAAUGAACUAUUUUAAAAACUAGAAAAAAUCAAUAUGUAUCUUAAGUAUUGAAAAGCUAGUCCAAAUUAUAAUUUUGUUAAGAAAAAAAAAGAUGUUUUUGUUAUAGGCCUACUGGAAGUAUCUGUUAGUGUAAUAAUUACAUAGACUAAAAUUUUUCUACAUGAAAAACCACUAUUUUUUUUAUUAAGUAUCGUUGUAUCAGUAAAUUAACACACAACCCAUAUAACUAUCUAUAUAUAUCUUAAAAUUGUGUUAUAUGUAUAGAUUUGUUAACUUGUAUUCCAACUCCCAUCUGCUUACAUCAUAAUCAAUAUGUGAUAGGGCAGGGCUAGCUCGGCAGAUUUAUCUUGGAUAUUUUAUAUGUCAAUACACAUAUAACAGGUUAUGUACAUGUAGUCCGUGAUGCAAUGAGAUGGAAUACACCAAAUAGUGGCAGAAUAAAUAGCGAUGUUUUUAAACAGACAAUCACACAAACACCGCCGACAUUUUUUUUUAAUUUCCGCAUUUGCUGACAAAAUUAAUUAUAAGCGGUAAUUGUGGUCUAUUUUAUAAAUUCGAUCUUUAGUAGUUAUUUACAUUUUUAAUUAAUAAAAUAGCAGAAACAUAGUUUAGGUGUAAAAGGAACUGCAUUUAAAAUUUAGCUACUUCAUAAAAGUUUCACUUUAAGCCUCAAGUAAAGUGUUAUGACGUUUGUUUGAUCAGGUGUGUAAAUGUGAACGAAUAUUGGUGCGAAAGAUAUAAUGAACGCAUAAAUAUGUGUUGGGGUGAGGUCGUAGUGUUGUCAAGUCUCAUUAUAGU
Messenger RNA from Physella acuta, 2004 nucleotides. RefSeq lists its product as uncharacterized. Lineage: Eukaryota; Metazoa; Mollusca; Gastropoda; Physidae. Gene Ontology annotation, molecular function: protein binding. The record is from RefSeq and is a predicted model, not a curated record.